UCUUUGAUAGCGCUUUCUGGAAGCACCCCUAAUCUUCAACAUCUUCUUCCUCUGCUUCACUGAGUGAACUCGUCAACUCGGAGCUCGCCUAGUUCUCCAAUGGCUUUUGCUCACUACCCAGUAACCAUUCCUGUCGAAACCACAAAGCACGCAAAGACUUCGAUUCUGAAACCACCUUCUUCUUCUGAGUCUCUCUCUCUUUCUCUUCCUCCUCCUCUCAAACCUCGCAAUCUCUCCAUAUUUUCCGGAUUCAGACGGCUGGGGCAUAAUGGUAAAUACUUUCACUCUCCAUCAGCACAGGCUGAGCCGCAAGAGCCUCAAGUCAGUACAGCUGCAGAUGCCAUUACCCAUUUCAAGCAUCUGCUUCUGCCCAUCGUCGAUGGGAACCCAUAUCUCUCCGAGGGAACAAGACAGGCUAUAGCUACUGCUGCUGCUUUGGCAAACAAGUAUGGAGCUGACAUUACGGUUGUGGUUAUCGAUGAGAAGGAGAAGGAGUCUCUGCCGCAACAUGAAACCCAACUUUCUACUAUCCGCUGGCAUCUCUCUGAAGGUGGGUUCAAAGAAUACAAGCUGCUAGAGCGACUUGGGGAAGGGAACAAGCCGACAGCCAUCAUCGGCGAGGUUGCUGAUGACCUGAAUUUGGAUUUAGUUGUUAUAAGCAUGGAAGCUAUUCAUUCCAAGCAUGUUGAUGCAAACCUGCUUGCAGAGUUCAUUCCUUGCCCGGUCAUCCUUUUGCCAUUGUAACUUUCCAUUAUAACUUGUAAAGUAAUCACUUCAAACUCAAACUCCCUCCCAUUUACAAAUGCCAGUUUCUUGCGUGUUGGUUCUUUCUUUGACCUUUUAUUCUUGUGUUGAGAAGAAAAAAAAUCAAUAUAGAAUUGAAUUUAUUCGCUGAA
Prunus persica (peach) is the source of this 896-nucleotide messenger RNA. RefSeq lists its product as uncharacterized. The transcript has 4 exons. The coding region runs from base 100 to 744 and encodes 214 amino acids. NCBI's taxonomy places the organism in Eukaryota, Viridiplantae, Streptophyta, Magnoliopsida, Rosales, Rosaceae. The record is from RefSeq and is a predicted model, not a curated record.